Megalops cyprinoides (Indo-Pacific tarpon) is the source of this 1763-nucleotide messenger RNA. RefSeq names its product SH3 domain binding kinase family, member 3 (gene sbk3). NCBI's taxonomy places the organism in Eukaryota, Metazoa, Chordata, Actinopteri, Elopiformes, Megalopidae. The record is from RefSeq and is a predicted model, not a curated record. Gene Ontology annotation, molecular function: ATP binding; protein serine/threonine kinase activity. Bases 507 to 1763 code for a protein of 418 amino acids. The transcript is spliced from 4 exons. Gene Ontology annotation, biological process: peptidyl-serine phosphorylation; peptidyl-threonine phosphorylation.
GAGGAAUAUGGGCUAUUAUAGACAGAUAGACUGACAGGUCGAACGCUUCGGAACAUUAACACUGACAGCCAGCAAAAGGAAGAGGGUGACACAGAGGGAGAGAGAGAGUGUUUCAAAUGCUUUACCAUUGCAGUACAUGCAUAUUUGCAUUGAGAACAAGCAGGAGAAGAAUUUGGAGGAACAGUAAGAGAGUGGGCAAGGGAGGGGGGAGGCUGACAGUAUUAAAGUUAUCUGAGAGACAGACAGCAAGAGGCACUCCUCAGUCUGAGAUAUAAAGCUAUAUCUGUAUGGAAAUAAGGGAGAUGCGCUUGAGGAAUAUUUGAGAUUUAUAUGUCAAAAAAGGUGCACAGCUGAAAUAACAGUUACUGCUGGAGAAAACACAGAUAGACACAGAGAAAAUACAAGCAAUAAAAAUUAGCGCACAGAUGUAGGCAGGAAUAAAGGCAGUGGCAGGUGAAGCAGUGCAACUGAAAGAAACAGACUUUCAAAUUUGAGAAACAUCCAUAAUGACAGCGGCUACGCAGCAACUAGAUGAGCUGUGUUAUCUGACAGCCCAGUCUCUGACAUCACUGGAAACGUCAGACCACUUUCAGAUCAUCAAGCUACUGGGCGAGGGGUCGUAUGGCAAGGUCAUGCUGGCAGUUCACAGGAAGAGAGGUACUCCCAUGGCCUUGAAAUUCUUCCCACGUGGAUCCACCUCGCUUCUCUCCUUCCUGCGCGAAUACAACCUGUCUCUUACUUUUUGUACCCAUCCGUCUCUCACGAGAGCGCUGGGAAUCGUCUUCUCUACUCCAUCGUACUACAUCUUCGCUCAGCAGGCGGGGCUCUACGGGGACCUCUACGAUGUCAUUGUCGGAGAGGAGCCUAUGUCAGAGGAAUGUGUGCAGCGAGUGGUGUCCCAGCUGAGCGGAGCCAUCUCCCACCUCCACUCCCUGGGCUUUGUCCAUAGAGACAUCAAGCCGGAGAACAUCUUUCUGUGGGACAAAGCCUGCCGCUGGGUCAAACUGGGCGACUUUGGGCUGGCUAGACCCCAGGGAACCCUGGUCCGGGCGGUGUGGUAUGACUCUCCAUACUGUGUUCCGGAGGUGGAGGUGGCAAAGGAGAAGGAAGAAAAGGUGGACAGGGAGGACACGGUGGGAGACGGUGACAGCAGGGACUCCGCGAAGAGAGAGGGUGACGAAGUAGAGGAGAACAAGAAGAAGAAGAAAAAGAAGAAGAAGAAGGAGGUCAUUUGGAUCUCAGUGGAGCCUAGCAUUGACAGCUGGGCUCUGGGGAUCCUGAUAUACUGCAUGCUGACUGGAUGCUUCCCUUGGGAGGAGAGCACCUCCGAUGACCCGGGUUACAGGCAAUACAAGGAGUGGUUCGAAAGGCAGACAGACAGCGAGGAAGGAAGCAGCUCCGGCACACAGGGAGAAUGGAGAGAGACAGAGAACCUGAAGGGGAAAAGAGAGGACAUCAUGCGUCUGGGGGAGGGAAAGAGAGAGACCGGUGAAAACGGGGAGCUUGACCCCAAUCCAAUCGCCCCCCAGUUUGAGGUCUUCAGCCCUCUGGCGCUCUCUCUGUUCCGGCAGCUGCUGAACCCCAAACCAGAGCACCGGGCUGGGCCGGACGAGGCCCUGGGGUACCUGGGCGGGGCCUGGCUACUUGAAACAGAGAAAGAGGAAAAGAGACGUAUAAGGGAAGCAGAGGAGGAAGCAAGGAAAAUACGAGAGGGAGGGGGAGUGGGGGAGGAGAAGGAGAGGGAAGGUAGAGGAGAGAGAUAA